This is a messenger RNA of Caenorhabditis elegans, 1484 nucleotides long. RefSeq names its product Calmodulin (gene cmd-1). NCBI's taxonomy places the organism in Eukaryota, Metazoa, Nematoda, Chromadorea, Rhabditida, Rhabditidae. The transcript has 4 exons. The record is from RefSeq and is marked reviewed. Gene Ontology annotation, molecular function: calcium ion binding. The coding region runs from base 38 to 487 and encodes 149 amino acids. Gene Ontology annotation, cellular component: mitotic spindle.
GGUUUUCUAACAACACCCCCUGCACAGCGAAAGCAAGAUGGCCGAUCAACUGACCGAGGAGCAAAUUGCCGAGUUCAAGGAGGCAUUCAGUUUGUUCGACAAGGACGGCGAUGGCACAAUCACCACCAAGGAAUUGGGAACUGUUAUGCGGUCUUUGGGACAAAAUCCGACUGAAGCCGAGCUUCAGGACAUGAUCAACGAAGUGGACGCUGACGGAAACGGAACCAUCGAUUUCCCAGAGUUCUUGACGAUGAUGGCCCGCAAGAUGAAGGACACGGACAGUGAGGAGGAGAUUCGUGAGGCGUUCCGAGUUUUCGACAAGGACGGAAAUGGCUUCAUCUCGGCCGCUGAACUGCGCCACGUCAUGACCAACUUGGGAGAGAAGCUAACGGACGAAGAGGUCGACGAGAUGAUCCGUGAAGCCGAUAUCGACGGAGAUGGACAAGUCAAUUAUGAGGAGUUCGUCACCAUGAUGACAACCAAGUAAAUCACACCAAUCGGGAUCUGAAGCCGCCGUAUCGUUUGCGAAUCACCAACACCUUUUCUCUCACCUUUCGUUUUUUUAUUCUUCCCCGCUUGAAAAUUGUGAUUUCGCUCUCGAGCCCCAAAAAAAAAUUGCCAAGCCCAGUCAAAAAAUGCUAUAAAUGAUGUAAUUUAUGUUCAAAUUUAAGUUUUUUUGCCUCUUUUUUGACAGACGUGCUCUCAACCUAAUUUUGUUUUUUUCUUAGAAUGUGAAACUCAUUUAUAAGUCAUUUUUUUCUUAUUUCCUCUUUACAAUGAUUGAGUUUCUUCUUCUCCUGCCCCUGCCCCCAAAUUAAAAAGUCCCGGAUCCUCCAGUUCUUGGUCGCCUGCCCCGGCUUGACCCUUCCUCAAAAUAAUGCCUCCAACCUGUAAAACCCCAUAAAAAAAUUUAAAAAACUUAAAAAAAACCGCUGGCUUCUUCUUUUCCCACUUGGUAUUUUUCUCAUAUUUUCUCUUCUUCCAAAUUGUUCUUCCCAAAAAAUGUAUUCCAAACUCGAAAAUCUUUCUUUCCUCUCUCUUUCCCCCUCAACCAUUUAUAGAAAGUGUAGAAAAUUCCCUCUUUUCGCACCACACACACACCGUCACACGGGCCAUUUUAAAAUUGUACCUGAAAUAUUUUCUGUUGCUUUGAAUUUCGAUUUCGACAAGCAACGGCAAAAAAUUUUGGCGCCUAGUGAACACUUUUUGCACCAUUGCUUUCUUUUUUUUUGUUUUGGAUUUUUUCUUUGAAAAUUCCUAUUUUAUAUUAUUGUAAAAGUCAAAGUCUCCAAAAUCCUUUAAUAAUUUAAUUCCAUUCUUCCCAACCAACCCACCACCACCACCGUCUCUAUAAUCUCUGAACAAUUCAAAUUUUUAUCUCUGAUUAUCUCGCUUCUCUCGUCCCUUGAUGCGAACUUAUUCAACAAAAAAAAAAGAAAAUCUUCAAAUGAAACUUGAUUUUUUUUGAAUGCUUUGGGGUUUUU